Messenger RNA from Rotaria sordida, 363 nucleotides. NCBI's taxonomy places the organism in Eukaryota, Metazoa, Rotifera, Eurotatoria, Philodinida, Philodinidae. The record is from the annotation of a GenBank genome assembly.
AUGAAAAUACCAUUGAAUUCUGCAGUUUUCUUAGGAACUCGUCUUACCGUUAAGAAUAUUAUUAGUGGUAGCGGUUUUCACUUACUAUCAGUAGAAAUAUUAAAAUGUGAAUUUGCUUAUGCUAAAGCUCCCGAGAAAAAAUUUAAAGCAGAUGAAGCUGCAAAACAAUUUAAUGCGGAAAUAUUAAGAUUACUAGUAAGGAACUGUAUUUUAAAUCCUAUAGUAUUAGCUUGGACAGGACUCAAAACUUAUAUUCGUGACAAUAAUACUUCAUUCAAAUUAACAGAUGUAAAUGAUUCAGCAUUACAAUGGAUAGCACCUUGUGAUUCCAAAGCAGCAACAGAUAUUAUUAAACAUACAUAA